AUGUCCCAAUGUCGAUAUCCCUCAAGAAAAACUACAAAGAAAAAUCUUUCUGACGCACCUAGCCAAUACUUUUGGGGUUCCGUCGUGGCUGGCAAGGGUGCUGGACCGGAACCGAUUCCUCACAGGAGCCUUGAUGUGCAAACACUGGUAGCCGCGAUCCAGUUUUGCUUUACGGACGCUGCAAAAAAUUCCGCACGCAUCAUAGCCGAAGGCAUGCAGAAGGAAAAUGGGGUUGAGGAGGCAAUAAAGUCCUUUUAUCGACACCUCCCCCUGGACGCCAUGACAUGCGAAAUGCUGCCGACUCGGGUAGCAAGGUGGCGUUGCAGAGUUUCAGACAACGUAAACGAUCAGCGACGCGACCUAUCAAUCUCAGAUGCCGCUCUUAGUCGCCUUGUUGCCACAGGAGAGCUCAGCAAGUCUAUGGCUCGGCCCCUGCGGACCAAGGAAUAUCCAAUGGACCCAACGCGAUGGGACCCAUUUACGGCUACAUUGUCAUCCAUGAUGGAUACCUUAGGCGAUUUCUGCAUGUCUCUUGGCGAAGGGGUUGUCGAACCUCCGCGGGCCUUUGCCCAAGCCCGCAAAUUGAAAGGCAAGCGGUCAGGGACACGGGCAUUCAUAUCAGCUGCCGGGAGGGGCCUCAAGAGGUCAGGUGGCGCCCUAAUCAAAGGGACCAUCGUCCAGGUUCCGAUGGCACUGACUCAAGGUUUUCGAAGUUUCCCCCGCGUUGUCGGGGGCCACGUCGACGAGCCACUGCACGUGGUUGACUGGUCGAGCGGACUUCAAGCCGCUGGUAAGAACUUCCGUACAGAGCUGCAGCAAGGGGCUUCUGGCAUCGCGGUGACACCAUGGCGCAGAGCUCGCUCCGAAGGCGGGGAAGGGUUCUUCAAAGCUAUCGCCCGUGGAUCAUUCUGUGCAGUGACGAAAGCCGGCAGCGCAAUAACAGGCCUUUUGGCUUACCCUGUCUAUGGGACUUAUCGCAGCAUCAAAAAGAGGCAUCAAACCAAAGCCGAGGAACUCAUUAGUAAGAGAAAGGACUUGCUGCUUGCAACUAUGACGAAGAAAGGGGGUAGUGGAGAGGAGAGGGACAGCAACAUCAUACGCUAG
This is a messenger RNA of Colletotrichum truncatum, 1104 nucleotides long. Its product is annotated as glycosyltransferase family 1 protein. NCBI's taxonomy places the organism in Eukaryota, Fungi, Ascomycota, Sordariomycetes, Glomerellales, Glomerellaceae. The record is from RefSeq and is a predicted model, not a curated record. Gene Ontology annotation, molecular function: hexosyltransferase activity; UDP-glycosyltransferase activity. Gene Ontology annotation, biological process: carbohydrate metabolic process.